Molecule: messenger RNA, 3241 nt
Organism: Parasteatoda tepidariorum (common house spider)
Lineage: Eukaryota; Metazoa; Arthropoda; Arachnida; Araneae; Theridiidae
Product: cytochrome P450 3A8
Molecular function (GO): oxidoreductase activity, acting on paired donors, with incorporation or reduction of molecular oxygen; steroid hydroxylase activity; iron ion binding
Source: RefSeq, a predicted model, not a curated record
GUGGUUAAACCCCCUUUGAAAGAGAAGAGGAAACAAUAUUUAUGGAUGGGUGAAAAAUCACUUGUGGUGCUUCUUGAAUGUGGCGACUGCUGAACCCCUUUCGAACGAGCGAAUUCGAAAAGAUCUUUUUGUGCAGGGAGAGUCGCAAAGUAUGUCGGAGCAUCUCUUUGUCACAUUUGUAAUAGGGAUAUUUACUUUAUUGCUGGCAUUAUGGUAUUCUAUGAGAAAACAGUCGUAUUGGAAGCAGAGAAAAAUUCCGUAUGUCAAGCCAAUUCCUUUUAUUGGAUCUCUUUACGAAAACAUGAUUACACCUAUAAUGGAAUUGGAAUUGAAGAGACAUUUUGCCCUGGGUUCUGUUUAUGGACAUUAUGAGGCAAAUCGGCCUCUCAUUUCAAUCGCCGAUCCUCAACUAUUGCGGGACAUUUUCGUCAAAGACUUUGUACACUUCGUCAACCGAAGACCGUUUAAAUCGGGUGAUAAAAUAUCGGAUAAAAUGAUCUCAAUUCUCGAAGGAGAUGAAUGGAAGAAAGUUCGAAGCAUCAUAUCCCCAACAUUCUCUACUGGAAAGCUAAAAAGGGUGAUGAGCAUUUUUAAAGACUGUUCGAAGACUUUGAUUCAAAACUUCAGAAUUGCUGCUCUAAAGAAUGAACCCGUCAAUGCAAAAAGGUUUUUUGGUGCAUUUACGAUGGACGUGAUUGCGAGCUCCGCUUUUUCUACCAAGAUCGAUUCACAUAAUGAUCCGGAAAACGAAUUCGUUCAGGCAGCCAGGAGAGCUUUCACACCGAAAUUCAACUGGAGAUUGAUCUUAUUUCUGAUAUCUCCGAAGAUUUUGAAACUGUUGAACAUCUCUUUAGCAGAUCCCUCCGUCAAUGGAUUUUUCAGCAACGUUACUACACAGAUAAUAGAACAAAGGAAAAGGACAAAACAGAAAAGGAACGAUUUCCUUCAGUUGCUGAUAGAUGCUGCAGAAGAAGAAAAUGAUGAUAUGGGACCGAACUAUCAAAAUGUUUUCACAAAUGACGACUCACACAAAAGUCUUACAAUGAAUGAGGUGAUUGCGCAAUGCAUUAUUUUCUUUUUGGCUGGUUAUGACACGACUGCCUCCGCCCUCUCCUUCUCCUCCUAUUUACUGGCCAUCCAUCAAGAAGUGCAAGAGAAGGCCCGUCAGGAAAUCAUCUACUUCUUAGACAAUGAUGGUGUCUUAACUUAUGAAUCUCUGAACAAGAUGAAAUAUUUGGAUAAUAUCAUAUCAGAAACCCUAAGAAUAUAUCCUCCAGCUGUUAGAACUGAACGGAAAGUUGAAUCUGAAUACGAAUUGGGUGACACUGGCAUCAUUCUGGAAAAAGAUAUGAUUGUCACAGUUCCAAUAUACGCCCUGCAUCAUGAUCCUAAGUAUUUUCCGGAUCCUGAGAAAUUUGAUCCAGACAGAUUCAGCCCUGAGGAACGAAAGAAGAGAGAUUCCUAUUCAUAUCUUCCCUUCGGACAUGGACCCAGAAAUUGCAUUGGCAUGAGGUUCGCUCUCAUGGAAAUAAAAGUGUGCCUCGUUUAUAUCAUCAGCUCUUUCAACAUCAACACCUGCCAUCACACAAAAAUUCCCAUACAGUUUCGACCGAAUGCAUUUGGACUUCUGCAACCUCAAGAAAUAUUUCUGUCUUUCGAAUUAAGAGAUGACUCUCCACUACAGAUUUGAUACAAUUUCAUCCUACUUAUACUUAAAUCGACAUGGAAUUGCAGCUUUAAUAUGAACCAUAAUAGUGUGGAAGGAGUAACUCUAAGAAACUGAAAGACAUGCUACUUGAUAAAAGAAGAAAAAAAACUUGAUUAACAUCAAAAGUUAUUAAGGGAGGAAAAAAAAGCAUCGUGUUUUGAGCACUCAUAAAUAAGGCGCCCAUUCUCAAGACCCAUGAAUGAGAAAUCCAAAACAUAUUAACCGCUUCCCUUAUCUAUUUUUUCGAAGAGAAAAAAUGCAAAAAUCAACAUAUUUUUUUAUUUAAUAAUAAGUGCAAGGAACUAAAACAAAACAUAAUACACACGUUCUAAGUUGAAUUUUUAAUUUUUUUAUGUGUAAAAAGUACAUAAUUUACCAUCAGUUUACUAUCCCAAAUGAUCUCGGGCAAAUGAAAAAAAUUAAAUAUGAGUCUUUGUAUAUAUUCACAUCUUCAUCAUCUGAAAAAUCACCUGCAUUACUCUCAGUUUCGCUCGCGAAUACCAUUUUUUUUAACUCUUCUUUUCUAUGUUUAUAAAUCAACCAUCGUAUAUACAAUUGCACAAAACAUCGUCUGCAGUCCCCCCACAUAGCAAACCUCCCAAACAAAAACUGGCAAACUUCCAAAUCACAGCAGAUUAUCAUAAUUUUUUGUUUUGCUGCCGGCCGAGUAAAAAUGUGAUAAAACGACACGUAUCGCCGAAUUUAGCUAUGCCCGAGUAUACUCGGGGUAAUAAAUAUUUGUAAUAUAUGCAUCACCCUUUUCUCAUCAGCUUACCUUGAUGUUCUGGAAUCUUUCACAUCCGACGAUUGAAUAACGAUUUUCCAGUUCCUUAACGGAGCCUUCAUAUCGCUAAAAAGAUGCAUCUUGCCCUGAUUUUGCCUCUUUCGGCAAUCGUCGUUUCCCUCGGCUAUCCUGCGUGUUUUUUUUUUCUCCUUUUUUUUUUUCGUUGCUUUAAUUUACGUACUGGAGUGGUUCUUGGGAAUAUGAAUCUUAUUUUUGAAUGCUACAAACACGUUGAGUUUUUCUAUCGUAAUUUUUGAAGUAAUUGAAGUUUUUUUUCGAUUAUCAAGCAUAAUGUUAAGUUAAGGUCAAUGGAUUUUCACGAUAAUAUUGUUCAAACUACUAGAAAGUUGAUGAAAAUCUACACGAUGUUAUUUUUCAACACGCUCUAAAAUUUCAAACUGUGUAUAAUGCUACAAUUUGAAGAGAAAAAAAUUGCAUUUUUUAGGAAUUGUGUGAAAUUUGGAAUUAAAAUUUUGCGCAAUUAAUAAAUUAUUUAUGCAAUAAUGAUAUAAAACCAGGUAAUUGUAUUAAACAUAUGUACUCAAACAUAAAAAGGGAUUUCACUCCUACGGAGGAUUAUGUGUCCGAAAUCAACUUAUUCACCAAUUAAUUAACAUUUUUUGAAAGUCUCAUUCUAUUCGCUGAAAUGUGUUAUAUUGAAGUUGAUUUCCGAAUUUAUAGCUGAAACAAUUUUUUUUUAAAUCUUUGAAAAAGUGUAAAAAAAUAAUUGAAUCCGUCUGUGCGACUUA